UCCACAACCCCACCCACCUCAGUCUCUCCCUGUUCCCAGCCUCCCUAACCCUGGGCAGCGCCCCCCCCCCAGUCUCUCCCUCUCCCCGGCCUCCCUAACCCUGGGCAGCGCCCCCCUCUGGAGACAACAUGAUGAUGAGCCUCCAGAAGGACCACGCCAUGGGCUCUGACCGGGACCUUCAGUCCUCCACCUCCUCCUCAGUCAGCCUGCCCUCCGUCAAGAAGGCCCCCAAGAAGAGACGUCUGUCCCUGGGGAACCUGUUCAGACGGCGCCGGGAGCCCAAGAGGAAGUCCAAGGAGCUCCGAGGAGGAGGAGGAGGAGGAGGAGGAGAUGCCAUCGCCAGCAUAGACAGCAUCCACUCAGACCUCAUGCUAAACGAUAAGAACUCUGCCUACUCAGUGGCAGGAGCUGCCUGCACCUCCUCCCUAGUGGCCUCAUCUUCCUCCUCCUCUUCUUCCUCCCGGGGUCCAGAGCUGCUGGAGUGCCCGCUGUGCCUUCUACGCCACUCCAGGGACAGUUUCCCAGACAUCAUGACCUGCCACCACCGCUCCUGUGCGGACUGCCUGCGCCAGUACUUGCGGAUAGAGAUCAGUGAGUCGCGCGUCAACAUCAGCUGUCCAGAGUGCUCCGAGCGGUUCAACCCCCACGACAUCCGCAUCAUCCUGGGAGACCAGCCCCUCAUGGAGAAGUAUGAGGAGUUCAUGUUGAGGCGAUGGCUGGUGGCUGACCCUGACUGCCGCUGGUGCCCCACCCCCGACUGCGGGUAUGCAGUCAUUGCCUUUGGCUGUGCCAGCUGUCCUAAGAUCACGUGUGGGCGUGAGGGGUGCGGCACAGAGUUCUGCUACCACUGUAAGCAGCUGUGGCACCCCAACCAGACGUGUGACGCCGCCCGGCAGCAGAGAGCCCAGAGCCUGAGGCUGCGUGCCUUCAGCUCCUCGUCUCUUAGCUACAGCCAGGAGAGUGGUGCUGCAGCUGAUGACAUCAAGCCGUGUCCGCGCUGCGCUGCUUACAUCAUCAAGAUGAACGACGGCAGCUGCAACCACAUGACCUGUGCUGUGUGCGGCUGUGAGUUCUGCUGGCUCUGCAUGAAGGAGAUCUCUGACCUGCACUACCUGAGCCCGUCAGGCUGCACCUUCUGGGGUAGGAAGCCGUGGAGCAGGAAGAAGAAGAUCCUGUGGCAGCUGGGCACGCUGGUGGGCGCUCCGGUGGGCAUCGCUCUGAUCGCUGGCAUCGCCAUCCCCGCCAUGAUCAUAGGCAUCCCUGUGUAUGUGGGGAGAAAGAUCCAUAACCGCUAUGAAGGGAAGGACAUCUCUCCUCACAGGAGGAACCUGGUGAUAGCAGGAGGAGUCACUCUGUCUGUCUUCAUGUCCCCCGUGGUGGCAGCCGUCUCUGUCGGCAUCGGUGUGCCCAUCAUGCUGGCGUACGUGUACGGCGUGGUGCCCAUCUCUCUGUGUCGCAGCGGGGGCUGUGGUGUCUCCGCCGGUAACGGGAAAGGAGUCCGCAUCGAGUUUGACGACGAGAACGAGAUGAACGUAAGGAGCGGGGCGCAAGCUACCG
This is a messenger RNA of Coregonus clupeaformis (lake whitefish), 1557 nucleotides long. RefSeq names its product E3 ubiquitin-protein ligase RNF19A. Gene Ontology annotation, molecular function: ubiquitin protein ligase activity; zinc ion binding; ubiquitin conjugating enzyme binding. Gene Ontology annotation, biological process: positive regulation of proteasomal ubiquitin-dependent protein catabolic process; ubiquitin-dependent protein catabolic process; protein polyubiquitination. Gene Ontology annotation, cellular component: ubiquitin ligase complex; cytoplasm. The record is from RefSeq and is a predicted model, not a curated record. The annotation marks the transcript as partial. The transcript has 6 exons. NCBI's taxonomy places the organism in Eukaryota, Metazoa, Chordata, Actinopteri, Salmoniformes, Salmonidae.